UACGUCCUAUGGCGCUGUGCGCUGGUCUGUGAGAGGUUGUUCACAUAAACGCACAACCCCGGGCCCCGAAAUCGCACAGUGACAGUCAGACAUGCAAACACGGGGUAAAGAAGAAACCAGUGCCGCGCUUUAUGCCGACAAGGAGGACAAACACUCGACUCCUUGCCCUUGCAUCGCGUCCUCCAUUGCUCCCGCAUCGAGUCCAUGGUCCACGUCUCCCUCCGCUCACACGGCGCCCCGCUCACCCUCGGAUUCCUCAACGGCGAGUGGCAUCGUGUCGAUCCGGCCGAGGGCCACCCGCCGCGGCCUCGCUUUGUCAAGCAACCGCUGAGUUCUGAUGCUCCCUGGCCUGCCGGGGUCACGAGCAUUUCGCUCACCUUUCAUCGGGAGCAAGAGCAGUGGUGCGCCACCUCGGACGACGGCCAGCACGUCUUCCUUCGCGCGCAGAGCAGGGCCUUCCAUCCCAACACGGUCGACUCGAUUGCGUGGCGACUGUGCACCGCCACCGGCGAGAGCGGCAGCCCCGAGCAGCAGGUGCCGGGCUUCGGGUUCGCGGUCGAGGGUCCAAACACCGAGGCGGAGCCGUUCCAGGUCGAAGAGCUCGGCCUCGACUAUUUCCUCCGCAAGGGCAAGAAUCGCACCGUCGUCUGGUUCCAAGACCCCGACACCAAGGAGGUCUUCCACUCGGCGGCAAAGGGCAUCGAGGGCAGCACCCACUCGGCGCGGCUGCUGCCGGGCAAGCGGUGGUGCCCCAACUGCCGCAAGAGCAUCUCCGCAAACAACUUCCAGCACCAGCACCUCCGCUCCUGCGCCGGCGAGUUCAGCACGCCCUCGGGCGAGCAGGUCGCCGCAGCGUGGAAGGAGCUCCGCGAGCAAGUUGCCACGCCGACCGACUCGUGGCGCCGGUGCGUGGCGGGCGCGAAUGCGGCCAACGUCGACGUGGCUGGCGCGAACUUCGCCUCCAUCGGCGCGGGCGCGAACCUCGCCUCCAUCGGCGCGCCGGUCGCGGAUGACGCCUCCAAGAAGCGCCCGCUUGAUCCCGUCCUCGUGUCGGCCGCCCUUGCGUGGGUUCGUGCGACGAGGCAGCGGUCGCAGCCGGGCAAGGCCGAGCCGCUAUCGCCCAAGGAGGAGGAGGCGGCGGCGGCGCUGUGCGUGAACCGCGAGGCGCACUGCGCCGAGUACCGCCUCGCCGAGCUCGAGCGGCGCUGGUUUGGCGCGGUCGGCCGCGGCGGGAUUGAGGCGAGGGUGCACGCCCUCGAGAGCGCUGUCCUGCUCUGCCACACACCCGGCCGCCUCUCGGCGAGGAUCGACGCGAUUGCGGCGGAGCUCGACGGCAUCGCGACGCGCGUGCCGCCGCUCAAGGAGGCGCCGCCCAAGGCGAUGCCCCACGACGGCGCGCACCCGGCAAACACCUAUACCCACCACGCAUUCGUGCCCUCGGUGCCUGCGGUGCCGCUCGCCAACAUGACUGCGCCCGUCGCCAUCGCCGCAGCCGUCACGGCAGACUAAAGGAAACGGCUCCGCCGGGCAACACAGCGUUAUUGUCGGACCUGCCGAUGGUCGACCCUCUCCCGCGCGAGCCGGUGUACAGAGAGAGAUGGAUGCGGGAGCAGAGAGUGCUGAGUGGCAUGCGCAUGUCAUAUAGUUGGUCGAGUUCAAUACACAGCCGUGUGCACGUACCAUGCGUGUUUGCGGCCGCGACGACCGCGCGAAAGCCGAAACUCAAAGACAACUCAAGGGUCAAACACUCACAAGUCACAUGUGAAUUGUGAUACCAGUUACCACACAGUAAGGUUUAACGAUAAUGUACGAUAC
Emiliania huxleyi CCMP1516 is the source of this 1815-nucleotide messenger RNA. RefSeq lists its product as hypothetical. Bases 205 to 1509 code for a protein of 434 amino acids. The record is from RefSeq and is a predicted model, not a curated record. NCBI's taxonomy places the organism in Eukaryota, Haptophyta, Isochrysidales, Noelaerhabdaceae. The transcript has 2 exons.